Molecule: messenger RNA, 633 nt
Organism: Priapulus caudatus
Lineage: Eukaryota; Metazoa; Priapulida; Priapulimorpha; Priapulimorphida; Priapulidae
Exons: 6
Coding region: 175-633 (152 amino acids)
Source: RefSeq, a predicted model, not a curated record
UCAAGAAUAAAUAUCCAUGCUCAAAUCGAGAGAUGGGCAGCAGCAAAGAAGGCCAUUGAUGUGAAGUCGGAUGCGGAGGUAGCAAAACACCUGCUGGACAUAUUCUAUGAACGACAGUCAGCUGUUGGCGUUGCGUCAACAAGCUCUUUUCAAGGAGUACUGACUUCGACAACCAUGGGUGCCGGACAGUUGGGGCGGUUUUCCGCUGCAACCACUGCACUCUCGAAUGUAUCAUCAAUAGGCAAAGAAAGCAAUGAGGGAAGCGUUUCCGGUGUUGAGCCUAUAAUGGAAAGUGGUAGUGAGACUGCAAUUAGCAGUGAGCGUAUAAUAUCAGCUGUGGAGACAUUGGUUGGAUCAGCAGUGGAGUCCAGUGAGAAGAGGUUUCAAGAAUCAGUGGACCAUGACUUUCGUAGACGUGACCUGAACAGAUCAACACAUGUCACAUGUCAUCUGCCAGCGUCACAGUUGACAAAGCUGUCGGGGUCAGGUAUAUCUGUGAGGUCAGAAUGCGGAACGCCCUCGUCGAAAAGAAGGUUCGCGAGGCAGGAGUGCGAGCUGUUGUUUGACGUAACGGACGUACAGCCGGGCGGGUGCUUCUUGGAGUGUUUGACCGAGGCCAAGUCGACGAGAUGA